GAUGUUGAUGAACAUCCUGCACCAACUCAAUUAAACGAAUGUGCAGAAGAAUUUCAAACGUCUGGACCAGCUCAUGCGAUUGCAGAGGAGUUGAAUGGGGAAAGUUUGGACCGUGUUUGCGGUUGUUUGAUAAAAUGAGUCACUGACCGGGCCUCACAUCUGCAGAAGGAAUUCCAUGACUGGUGUGAGUGUGGCGGCAGAGAGGUGCAACGUGUGUUUGAGACUGGGUGUUUUGGAGUUUUGGAGGUAAAUAAAGGUUGUGGGAAGGACAGACUCCAUGACUCAGGAAAAGAAGAAAGGAGGCGUCCUUCCACCUGAUGGAGGGUGGGGAUGGAUGAUCGUGGCUGGCUGCUUUGUGGUAACUGUUUGCACCAGAGCUGUUACGAGAUGCAUCUCCAUAUUCUUCGUUGAGUUUCAGAUGCACUUUGCAAGAGAUUACUCUGGGACAGCAUGGAUUCAUUCAUUAGUGGACUGCACAACCAUGCUGUGUGCUCCACUCGGAAGCCUGAUCGGGAAUCGGUUGUCAUGCCGUGUAGCUGUAAUACUAGGAGGAUUCCUGUCCUCCAUAGGUUUAGUCCUCAGCUCCUUCGCCACCAGUCUGAAAUAUCUUUACCUUACCCUGGGAGUGUUAACUGGGCUUGGCUUUGCCCUUUGCUACACUCCUGCUAUUGCCAUGGUCGGUAUCUAUUUCUGUGAGAGGAAGGCUUUGGCCUAUGGCAUUGCCAUGUCUGGGAGUGGCAUCGGGACCUUCAUCCUUGCCCCAGUAGUGCAGCUGCUAAUCGAACACUACUCGUGGCGGGGGGCCCUCCUUAUUUUAGGAGGCUUUGUGUCUAACCUGUGUGUAUGUGGAGCUCUGUUACGGCCCAUCAUUCUAAAAGAAGAGGAGGCCUGUCCACUUCCAGUGGACUCCGAGUGCGAGUAUGGUGUUAAGCCACCCACGGUGAACAGCGUUCCUACAGGGAAGGCUGUGGGAGAUAAAUUAGAAUUAGAUGCUAAACAACGUUGUUUUCAGUCCAUGCAGGAAUACCACUUUUUGCUCAUGCCUGACUUCCUGGUGCUGGCAGGCUCCUUCCUGUUGCUGGCCAGUGGGUGCAGUCUGCCGUUUGUGUACCUAGUACCGUAUGCGCUGGAUGUAGGUGUCGGUCAUCAGCAUGCUGCCUUCCUGAUGUCCAUACUUGGGGUCAUUGACAUCAUUGGCAACAUCACAUUUGGCUGGCUCACUGACAGGAGAUGUCUGAAGAAGUACAGGAAUAUAUGCUACAUGUUUGCUGUGGGAAUGGAGGGACUAUGCUGUCUUUUUAUCCCCCUCUUACACACAUUUGUCUUGCUGGUACCAUUCUCUGUGCUCUAUGGGUACUUUGAUGGCGCCUAUGUUGCCCUCAUUCCUGUGGUAACGUCAGAUAUUGUAGGGACAACAUACCUCUCUUCAGCUCUUGGGGUUGUGUACUUCCUCCACGCUGUUCCCUAUCUGGUCAGCCCACCCAUUGGAGGUUGGUUGGUAGACACCACAGGGACUUAUACGGCAACAUUCUUUCUGAGUGGGUUCGCCCUGAUCUCCAGUUCUCUUCUGCUGUUCUCAGUCGCUGUCAUUCGUCGUUGUCAGAGAAACCAAAAGAACAGCCUGAGCAAAGACCCAAAAUUGGUGUCAUGUGAAGACAAACAAGUAGACUAUUAUACUUCUAAAAAAAAAGACUUGAUGAUAAUUAUACCAGCCACUUCAUAG
Molecule: messenger RNA, 1723 nt
Organism: Sinocyclocheilus rhinocerous
Lineage: Eukaryota; Metazoa; Chordata; Actinopteri; Cypriniformes; Cyprinidae
Product: monocarboxylate transporter 12-B-like
Biological process (GO): creatine transmembrane transport
Molecular function (GO): transmembrane transporter activity
Source: RefSeq, a predicted model, not a curated record